Molecule: messenger RNA, 1985 nt
Organism: Fragaria vesca subsp. vesca
Lineage: Eukaryota; Viridiplantae; Streptophyta; Magnoliopsida; Rosales; Rosaceae
Exons: 1
Coding region: 132-1499 (455 amino acids)
Source: RefSeq, a predicted model, not a curated record
UUUUACCGGACACUAAACAAGAGCCAAAACUCAGAAGCUAGCCGGAGCCUUCGCCAAGCCUGCAACUACAUAUAUAAACCAGAGCAGCCAUUGAAAAUACUCAACAGUACAAAUCAUUCACACUAUCUAUCAUGGAGUCCCCAAAUGUCAAAUACAUCUCGGAAUGCUUCAUCCAGCCACACCUUGCUUCAGAAGAAUCGAAGCAACCCUUUUACCUCACCCCCAGUGACCUCCCCAUGCUCUCCUUCCAUUACAUCCAGAAAGGCCUCCUCUUCACCAAACCUCCAGAAGCCAGAAACCCCUGUUUUGUCCAUACCCUUUUGGCCAAACUGAAGCACUCUCUUUCCCUCGCACUCGUUCACUUCUACCCUCUCGCCGGCCGCCUUGUCACGAAGAAGGAACAAGACCCUCAUCUGUACUUGGUCUAUGUGGACUGCAGCAACAGCCCCGGAGCCAAGUUCAUCCAUGCUUCUCUUGAAAUGUCUAUCUCUGACAUUCUCUCCCCAACUGAUGUGCCCUUGGUGGUUCAGUCCUUCUUUGAUCACGACAGGGCGGUCAACCACGACGGCCACUCAACGUCGUUGCUGACGGCUCAAGUGACGGAGUUGGUGGACGGCGUUUUCAUUGGGCUGUCAAUGAACCACUCUCUCGUUGACGGAACAUCUUACUGGAACUUCUUCAACACUUGGUCUGAGAUAUUCCAAGCGCAAAAUAACAACAUCACUCUUUCCAAUCCACCAGUAAUGGAUCGGUGGAUUCCUGAAGGUCUUGAUCCUAUUAUCAGCUUACCUUACACCGAGCCUAGUGAGUUCAUUGAUAGAUUCGAACCACCAAAACUCAGAGAAAGAAUGUUUCACUUCUCCUCGGAAUCCCUAGCCAAACUCAAAGCCAAGGCCAAUUCAGAGUGCAAUACUAGCAAAAUCUCCACCUUCCAGGCAUUGUCUGCUCUUCUCUGGAGGACUAUUACUCGAGCACGUGUUCUUCCUCCUGAUCAAGAAACCCGUUGCAAGUUGGCUGCGAAUAACAGAGCAAGACUAGACCCGCCAUUGGCUCCAAAUUACUUCGGCAACUCAGUCUAUCCCAUCACAUCAGAACCGAUCAAAGCUGGUGAGUUGCUUGAUCACGGGCUUGGAUGGGCCGCCUUGAAGGUUCACCGGGCUGUGGUAACGCUCAAUCACCAAGCUCUAAAAGGGUUUCUUGAUCACUGGUUAAAGUCUCCCGCUGUGUUUAGUCCGCGAUUUUUCGAUCCGUUUAGUGUGAUGAUGGGGAGUAGUCCAAGAUUCGACAUGUAUAGAAAUGAGUUUGGGAUGGGAAAAGCGGUGGCGCUUCGAAGUGGGUAUGCCAACAAGUUUAGUGGCAAAGUGUCGGCGUUUCAAGGGCGGGAAUCAGGAAGCAUUGACUUGGAGGUGUGUCUUCCUCCAGAGACAAUGGGGGCUCUUGAAUCUGAUGAUGAGUUUAUGGAAGCUGCUUCUGUAGCAAGUUAUGAUCAGUCAACUUAGUUUAAUUAAUCCUAUAUAUAUGCUUAAGCUGAAACUGUAUCAAGUUGCCAUGUUUAAGCUUCUUUACCUUCAGUCGAGCUGCUGUCAUUCUUCGGGAAAUUGUUUGGUGCUUCUAAACAAUUUAAGGAUAUACGAUUUAAUUUGAAAACCGAGAGAUAUAACUGCUUUUAAAGGUGAAGUUUAGGAUGUUUCAAGUAUUUAACCUAAUGAUUUUUCUAGCUACUUCCGUCAUUAAUCCGUUAUACUGAUUAGUAAACAAGCCUUGGGGCUACAUGGGAGAGCAGUUUUUUUGUGCCCAUCAUUGUAUGAUCUUAUUUGAAUGUAAUUGUGCUUCAAUAUACAAUUAAGACUUUGCAUUAAAGAUAGGUAACCUUUCGUCUAAAGGAGUUAGACUUUAUGUCCCCUCUUUACUCUUGUAUUCUUUUAUUUUACUUUUUAAAUAAAACUCAAUAGAGGUUUGGGCAUCUAACCCAUCCUCUGUUUAUC